This is a messenger RNA of Diabrotica virgifera virgifera (western corn rootworm), 1398 nucleotides long. RefSeq lists its product as uncharacterized. The record is from RefSeq and is a predicted model, not a curated record. NCBI's taxonomy places the organism in Eukaryota, Metazoa, Arthropoda, Insecta, Coleoptera, Chrysomelidae. The transcript is spliced from 3 exons. The coding region runs from base 137 to 1348 and encodes 403 amino acids.
AUAUUUGUUUUUAGAUUGACUAAAUGUUUAUUGUUUAUAUUUCAAGUUUACUUAAAUGAUACAUUUUUAACAAAAAUCAUUAAAGUAGAUUUUGCAGUGUCAGUUGCAAUGGUAGUUUGAAUAAAUAACACUAAUAAUGAAAAGGUGUCAGAUAUUAAUAGUGUGCGUGUUUUGGUUGAAGACAUCUAUAUCUACACCUGUCCAUGAUGAAUAUUCAGCAUUUAAUACUUUCCAAGAUGUCAUACUUAGAAACGAGGAAAUAGAAUCUCUUAAUGAACCUCUUCUAAGUCUUCAUAAUGCUAAUCCUGAUUUAACCUCAAUCUGCUGGGCCGAGUCUCUUAUCAUCACUGAAAACAAACACACCAAAAAUCAAACAAUAUCCAAAGCGUAUUCCAUUCUAUUAGACACGCCUGGAAAUUUACAAGACCUUCCAGCAAACAGUGAAAACUCUUCUUGUUACGAGGUCUUAGAACAAAACACUGACCAGAAAAAGGUUUUGAACUUUACUACUGUUAAAGAGAGCGGGGAUUAUAUCAUAAAAGAGCAUAAAACGUUGUUUUGUGGAGCAGGACCAAUACUUUCACACCAUUUCAUCGUUUGGCCCAAAUUAAAAAGAAAGCAAAUCGAAAUUAGCAUAAAUCCUUUGGGAAAAUCUAAUUUAAGAAAUUGUAGUGAUAUAGAGGAUAGCCAGCAGUUGGAGUCUGAAGACACUAACAAGAUGCUUGGAGAAAGAACCAGAAGCGUUGCUGAUGAAGAUGAAAUUGUUGGUAGCCAACAUACACCAAACAAGGAAAUUACACAAGAGGAAUCAGCCUUACCAUAUCCUAUACCUCAAAUAAAACAUUCGCACUCAAAUGAAGACAUAUUUGAAGAAGAAGUCACAACUAAAAAAAUCGGCGCGAUGCACGGAAACAAAGAAACUGUUGUAGCACAAGCAUCUCCUCCAGAUAAUAAAAGCAAUAAGAAACAGGGACCUGCUCCAACAGUUAAAAACUCUUUAUUGAUGCGUGAUAUCAAUUGCACUGUUGACGAAUUGGGUGUAUGUAAGUACAUGAUAGAAAAAGGUAAAAACUGUACGGGAUCUGCGAAUAGUUCCAAAAUCGUUCUUGGAAAAUGGUUUUUUCCUGACGUUGCUCUGGCUGAACCUUUGGAUAAAGAACGCACUUUCAUAUUGAAUAUUAAGCUGAUUGUCAACUUGAAGGAAAAUACUACUCACAAUUAUGAAGGCAGCAUGGAAGAUGAUAUAAAAAAUAAAGAAACUGAAUUGGUAGUGGAAGAAGAAUGUCUUUAUGUUAUACCGAAAAAGAAUAAAGCGAAGAGGUGGUCCAAUAAGAUACCAAAAAAUUAAAAUUAACAUAUUUUUUAAAGUUUUUGUGUUGCGCUAAAGAUAAUGUAAAC